Messenger RNA from Aspergillus tanneri, 414 nucleotides. RefSeq lists its product as uncharacterized. The transcript has 2 exons. The record is from RefSeq and is a predicted model, not a curated record. Bases 1 to 414 code for a protein of 137 amino acids. Lineage: Eukaryota; Fungi; Ascomycota; Eurotiomycetes; Eurotiales; Aspergillaceae.
AUGGCGUCCGAGUCAGGGUCUGAAAUAUCAACUAUGUCAACUACCGCAGAUCACUUCUGUGAUCUCUGCGAAUGUGUGCGGAGUUACCCUUCGCAGCCGUGUCAAAUUGCUGGGCAUGAGGAUAUGGGUUCAGCGAGCCUAGCGACUCAUAGAGACUCGAUUCGCGAGACACUGUCUACUCUCUGUCAUGAUCUGGACAAAGUUUUGACAGAGCACGAUUCGAUCAGGCGAUCACUGGACCAAUUGAAAAAUGAUAAUAACGCACUUAGAAGGCGCCUUGAGCAUACAGAGGCUGUAUACGAAGCAAAGAACAUGCUCUACGAGGAGAUGCAGCAUUUUUUCGACAGGGUAUCGGCAAGGCUCAACAAUACCAACGCGGACUCUAAAUCGCUAUUGAACCCCAUCAAAGAAUGA